AUGAGCUCCGUGAUCGAGCUCGGGACGCUGGACCUCGCUCUCUGUGUCAGUUACAUGAUCUCUGUCCUGCUCGUCGGUCUCUUCUUUACCUUUCGAGAGCAAAGUGCGCGUCAGCAGCUUCGCAGGGACGACGAGACGCUCCAGAAGAGCCUCCAGCCAGUCAAGACUAAAGCGCGAGUACUGGAGGAAUACUAUCUAGGAGCUCGUCAGCUUCCCUGGUACGCACUGGCAGUGGCCGACGUGAGCUCGUACGUUGACAUCUCGGGCACGAUGAUCAAUACGGCGCUGGUCUAUGCUCUGGGCGUGAAGGGCAUGUUCGUGGAGAUCCGUGGCGGGUUGUGCUUGUUCCUGGCUUUCCAAUUGGCUUACACGGGCAAGUUGUCACAUCGCUGUCCAGUCAAGACGAGAGGAGAAUGGAUCAAGUUCCGGUUCGGGACGCACACGCGUGCUGUGCUGCUGCGGACGAUGAUUGCGGUUGCAGCCUUGACUAGUGGCGUGCUUUCGACGACGUACUUUGCUGUAGGGGGAGGGAAGUUUUUCACCGAGUUUGUACAGCUACCAGAGUGGUUUGGAUUGCCAUCUGAAUUCUGGGCAGCGGCUAUUUUGAUGGUCGUGGCGAUUUUAUACACGGUCGUGUCCGGAUUCUCUACCAUUGUGUACACUGACGUGUACCAGAGCUUCUUCAUGUUUGUGUCGUUCGUCAUUGUCGCGGGGAUGGGCUUCAUGGUGCACCUUCCGGAUCAUUUCUCCGUAUUCUUGCCGAGCAAGACGGUGCGUGAUGAGCCUGAGUACAUCGAAGUACGCACUACACGAAGUGCGUGGGUAUCAGCUGUACCACCGAGCUCCUUGGGUUUACCUGAUGAGGCCUCCUUUUCGAUGUAUAAUUCCUUCGCCCUCAUUUUGGUCUCCUACUCGUUGCUGCAGAUGAUGCGCUCAGCAUCUGGGCCUGGUGGUUCAGGGCUUCAAACCGUGCUUGCAACCAAGUCCGAGCGUGAAGUGCGAUCGCAGACAUUUCUGGCCAUGGUGUUAUUGAGUCUGCGCUGGGCCUUCAGUGGUGGUAUUGCCGUGAUGGGCAUCCACUAUUCAAUACAGCAUGCUGGAGUUGUGCUUGACCCGGAGCGCGUGGUGCCCGUUGUGAUCAGUAAGGUGCUGCCCGUGGGUGUAAAGGGGAUCGUCUUAGCAUCUCUCUUAGCAGCAGCACUCACUACUUUCGACACAACUAUCAACAGUUCGUCGUCGUACUGGACCGUGGAUAUUUACCAGGCUCUGAUCAACCCCAAUGCAUCGGAACGUCAACUAUUGUGGCACGCGCGGUCGUCAUCGGUCUUCGUAAUGCUGGCUGGUCUCUUUCUCUCGCUAGAUAUCAGCACCAUCAAUCGCAUCUGGGGCUUCAUGGCCAUCUCCAUGGCGGGUGGCCUCAUCUGGCCCUUCUUCUUCUCGUGGUAUUGGGAACGCUUUAAUGCUUUGAGCUGUCUGCUCGGGGUCGUCACGGGAUAUAUCGCAGCGUUCACUGUGUUCAUCUUUGUGCCGUUGCUUGAAGAGAUUCAGGCUUUCGCCAUCAUAUCGUCGAUUUCCGGGGUCAUCUCCGUUGCGGCCUGCCUUUUGACUCGGCCUGAGUCUGACAAGGUACUGCGACGAUUCUACCGCUUUGCACGUCCGCCGGGUGCCUGGAGCGACAUCAAGCGCAUUUGCUUCACGAAGGAGAUGAUCGCUACAAUUGACGCGGAAAACUAUGCUGAUCUCGCGUGCUCGGGCUUGAUAGUCAUCGCUCAAUUGGCACUGUACGUAUUGAUGGUGAGCAUCGUCGUCAAGGCGUGGACUCAAAGUCUCGUGCUUGUGGUUGUUCUGGUCGUCACGCUGCCACUGAUAUACUUGAAGUGGUACGUGAAGCUCAAAGAUCGCUCGACUGGUCUUUGCAAGGAAGACUUGAAUGCGUCACUGCUGCAUGAGCAGACGUAG
This is a messenger RNA of Peronospora matthiolae, 1959 nucleotides long. The record is from the annotation of a GenBank genome assembly. NCBI's taxonomy places the organism in Eukaryota, Oomycota, Peronosporomycetes, Peronosporales, Peronosporaceae.